AUGCUCGGAGCUAAGUCUGUUUUGCGCAAUUCUGCCCACCCGCUGCGCCAAUUUGCGCGCAUGAACUCCAACAAAGUUCAGGGCCAAGUCAUUGGUAUUGAUUUGGGUACCACGAACUCUGCGGUGGCCAUCAUGGAGGGUAAGGUGCCAAAGAUUAUCGAAAAUGCCGAAGGUGCCAGAACCACACCAUCGGUGGUGGCUUUCACCAAGGACGGCGAGCGUUUGGUGGGUAUCCCAGCCAAGCGUCAAGCCGUGGUUAACCCGGAAAACACUUUGUUUGCCACCAAGCGUCUGAUUGGUCGCCGUUUCGAGGACACCGAGGUCCAAAGAGACCUCAAGCAAGUCCCUUACAAGAUCGUGAAGCACUCCAAUGGAGACGCCUGGCUCGAAGCCAGAGGGCAAACCUACUCGCCUUCCCAAAUUGGUGGUUUUGUGUUGAACAAGAUGAAAGAAACCGCCGAGUCCUACCUAGGCAAGAACGUCAAGAAUGCUGUGGUCACUGUCCCAGCUUACUUCAACGACUCUCAAAGACAAGCCACUAAGGAUGCUGGACAAAUUGUCGGGUUGAACGUGCUACGUGUCGUCAACGAACCUACUGCUGCCGCUUUGGCUUACGGUUUGGAGAAGUCCGACACCAAGGUUGUUGCUGUCUUCGACUUGGGUGGUGGUACUUUCGAUAUCUCCAUCUUGGACAUUGACAACGGUGUGUUCGAGGUCAAGUCCACCAACGGUGACACUCACUUGGGUGGUGAAGAUUUCGACAUCUACAUGCUAAGAGAAAUCGUUCAAAACUUCAAGAAGGAGUCUGGUAUCGAUUUGGAAAAUGACCGUAUGGCCAUUCAAAGAAUCAGAGAGGCCGCCGAAAAGGCCAAGAUCGAACUGUCCUCAACUGUGGCCACCGAGAUCAACUUGCCUUUUAUCACUGCUGAUGCCUCUGGCCCUAAGCACAUCAACAUGAAGUUCACCAGAGCUCAAUUCGAAUCUCUAACCGAACCAUUGGUCAAGAGAACCGUUGACCCUGUCAAGAAGGCUUUGAAGGACGCUUCCUUGAGCACCUCUGAUGUUUCCGAUGUUAUUUUGGUCGGUGGUAUGUCCAGAAUGCCAAAGGUCGUUGAGACCGUCAAGUCUCUAUUCGGUAAGGAACCUUCCAAGGCCGUCAACCCCGAUGAAGCUGUCGCUAUUGGUGCCGCCAUUCAGGGUGCUGUUUUGGCUGGUGAGGUCACUGACGUCUUGUUGCUAGAUGUGACCCCCUUGUCCUUGGGUAUCGAAACCUUGGGUGGUGUCUUUACCAGAUUGAUCCCAAGAAACACUACUAUCCCAACCAAGAAAUCUCAAAUUUUCUCUACCGCUGCUGCUGGUCAAACCUCGGUGGAAAUCAGAGUCUUCCAAGGUGAAAGAGAACUGGUUAGAGACAACAAGUUGAUCGGUAACUUCACUUUGUCCGGUAUUCCUCCAGCUCCAAAGGGUGUUCCACAAAUUGAGGUUUCUUUCGACCUAGAUGCCGAUGGAAUUAUCAACGUCUCUGCUAGAGACAAGGCUUCCAACAAGGAUGCUUCCAUCACUGUUGCCGGCUCGUCUGGUCUUUCUGACUCCGAGAUCGAACAAAUGGUUAACGACGCUGAAAAAUACAGAGAGCAAGAUGAAGCCAAGAAGAAGUCCAUCGAAUCUUCCAACAAGGCUGAUCAACUUGCCAACGAUACCGAAAGCUCUUUGAAGGAAUUUGAAGCCAAGAUUGACAAGGCCGAAGCCCAAAAGGUCAAGGACCAAAUCACUUCGUUGAGAGAAAUUGUUGCCAGAGUGCAAUCUGGUGAAGAAGUCGAUGCCGAAGAAUUGAAGACUAAGACCGACGAAUUGCAAACUGCCUCCAUGAAGUUGUUUGAGCAAAUGUACAAGAACGAUGCUGCUAACAACUCUAACCCUGAAGGUGGUGAGCCUAAGCAGUAA
Lachancea dasiensis is the source of this 1944-nucleotide messenger RNA. The record is from the annotation of a GenBank genome assembly. NCBI's taxonomy places the organism in Eukaryota, Fungi, Ascomycota, Saccharomycetes, Saccharomycetales, Saccharomycetaceae.